AUGCGACGUGGCCGUUUACAGGAGUGGCACCGCACCGCUGCCGCUGUCGCGGGCCAGGCGCACCGGGGCUCCCAUCGAAUGCCUCACCACGACUACCUCACGGACUUCGGCACACAUCAUGUGGCCACGGCGGGCGAGUUGUCUCGCUGCGUGGCAUCUGUCAGCGACAAAAGCUGGAUCGAGUGCUUCACAAAUACCGUUUCCGAAACUCCGCUGAGCUCGUUGACGACGAGCUGUAGCGCCGUCCACGCGAAUCAUCCGAGUACUCACUUCGAUCUGCAGGCUCCGCUGUUCCUCUCUGAAGGAUCUCUGGCCCGUGCCUCAGUUAUCGACCUUGGUGGGCGGUCCUCGCGCUCUUUCCUGCAUGGUAUGUCGUCUUGCUCCGCAACGCCUUCCUGUAGCAAAGCGCGUCGGUUUCAGAGCUACUCACUACACCCCUGCAAUUGUGGCCACGCUCACCGUGCGAAGUUGGUGCUCUUUGCGGUCCAGGCUGACAUCCUGCUUUCUUGCCCCACGAAGGACCGCCACAUGACUGCAUACCACAUCUCGCUCGGCGCGGAGGUGGACCAGCUGGUGGGCCACGAUGACCUGAUUCUUGGUGGAGCAGUGAACCCGGACGACACACUGGUGGCCACUACGUCGCGUGACUGCACCGCCAUCGUGUGGGGUCUGCCGUCGUGUAAGCAGCGUCGCUCUUUGACUCACCCGCAGCUCGUGCACGCCUGUCGCUUUUCUUCGUGA
Molecule: messenger RNA, 741 nt
Organism: Leishmania major strain Friedlin
Lineage: Eukaryota; Euglenozoa; Kinetoplastea; Trypanosomatida; Trypanosomatidae
Exons: 1
Coding region: 1-741 (246 amino acids)
Molecular function (GO): protein binding
Source: RefSeq, a predicted model, not a curated record